Thlaspi arvense is the source of this 279-nucleotide messenger RNA. The record is from the annotation of a GenBank genome assembly. NCBI's taxonomy places the organism in Eukaryota, Viridiplantae, Streptophyta, Magnoliopsida, Brassicales, Brassicaceae.
CUAUUUCAAAAAAUGUCCUCAGGUGGGGGAAUCACAGCGACACAGGUUAUGCAAAUAGCUGAAUCUCGAGCUGGACCAGAUCAAAUUUUGGCUCAUGAUGAAACAUCUUCUAACAUAUUACUUCAUGGUGAAAACGAUAAGAUCCGCUGUGAGAAUAAAGCAAUGCUCGAGGUUUUUAAGAAUGUGCUUUGUCCAGAUUUUAGAGGUCCUUCUUUGGUAGAGACGAACGCGAACGCAAUCUCCAAAAACUGCGUUUGGAAAACACUGUUCUCAAAGAGA